Messenger RNA from Diutina rugosa, 2133 nucleotides. It is a transcript of the gene PRT1, whose product is annotated as translation initiation factor eIF3 subunit b. Bases 1 to 2133 code for a protein of 710 amino acids. The record is from RefSeq and is a predicted model, not a curated record. The transcript has a single exon. Gene Ontology annotation, biological process: translational initiation. Gene Ontology annotation, cellular component: eukaryotic translation initiation factor 3 complex. Gene Ontology annotation, molecular function: translation initiation factor binding; RNA binding; translation initiation factor activity. Lineage: Eukaryota; Fungi; Ascomycota; Pichiomycetes; Serinales; Debaryomycetaceae.
AUGUCUGAGCCUACUUAUCUCGACGCCGAUAUCGAGAAAGAGAUCGAUCUCACCGAUAUCGACUUCUCCGACUUGGAGGAGCAAUACCAGGUGUCGAUCGACCUCAACAACUAUGUUGUUGUCGAUGGCGCUCCCAUCGCCCCCGAGGCUAAGGUGCCCGUGCUUACCAAGGUGUUGCGCAAGUUGUUUGGGGGCGCCGGCACCAUUGUUGAAGGCGAAGAAGGCUUGUUCAUGCCUCUCGAAAACGGCAAGACCAAGGGUUACCUUUUCAUCCAAUACGAAAAGGCCGAAGACGCGAUGAAGGCCAUCAAGCAAUUGAACGGCAAGAAGCUCGAUCAAAACCACAGAUUGCUUGUCAACCGGUUGUCCGACGUGGAAAAGUACGGUGCUGAAGGCAAGAUCUCGACGGAAUUCGUCGAACCCGAAGUGAAGCCGUUCGAAUCGCACGGCUACCUCAAGCUGUGGUUGCAAGACCCCACCGGUAGAGACCAAAUCGUUCUCCACUACUCGGAGACCGUCGGUAUGUUCUGGAACAAGAAGGGCCGCGAACCCGAGCCCGUGGUCGAACCGAGAAAGGGCUUCACCUCUAAGUAUGCCAAGUUCUCGCCUAAGGGGACCUACUUGUUCUCGAUCCACCCGCAAGGUGUCCAAGCGUGGGGGGCUCUGGACUUCCGCAAGGUGGCCAAGUUCUUCCACAACCAGGUGAGACUCGUCGACUUCUCGCCCACGGAAAGAUUCAUGGUGACGUUGUCGCCCCUCCCCAUCACUUUGCCCGAAUCGGCUGAACAAAAAGCGGAAUUCCCCUUCUCGAAGGAGUCGAUUGGCCACAAGUUGGUCAUCUGGGACUUGACCACCAACGAACCGGUGCGGACGUUCGCUUUGCCGCCUUACUUGGAAGGGCAAAAGGAAAUGCCGUGGCCGUUGGUCAAGUGGUCUUACGACGACAAGUACUGUGCUCGUCAAGGGCCCGACGCUCUUGCCGUCUACGAAACCGAAACCUUCCAAUUGUUGGACAAGAAGCUUAUCAAGAUCGACGACAUUGUCGACUUCGAAUGGGCCCCUGCCGGCGUUAAGUUGGCCGGUGGUCAAAAGGGUGAAGCCCCCGCCCACUUGUUGUCGUACUGGACCCCCGAAUCGCCGAACAAGACCGCGAGAGUGGCGGUGAUGCAGAUCCCGUCGCGUGAAGUGUUGCGUACCGUCAACUUGUUCCAAGUGUCUGACUGUAAGAUGCACUGGCAAUCGGAAGGUAAGUUGUUGUGUGUCAAGGUUGACCGGCACACCAAGUCCGGGAAGACUCUUUUCACUAAUCUUGAGUUCUUCAAGACCACCGAAAAGGACAUCCCCGUGGAAAAGGUCGAGCUUAAGGACGUGGUGGUUAACUUCGCUUUUGAACCGAAGUCGGAGAAGUUCAUCACCAUCUCUCGUCUUGACGACGGCAACAACAACCCCGCCAUCCCCAAGAACACCAUCACUUUCUACGAGCCCGAAGCCCAAAAGGGUACCAAGAAGACUGCUGCUACUUCAUACAAGCCGGUGAAGGCCAUCCCCAACAAGCACUCCAACACCAUCGUGUGGUCGCCCAAGGGCCGCUACGCCGUCAUCGCCACCAUCUUGCGUAACAACGGUGAGCUUGAGUUCUACGACACUCAGUUCGACGACGAUAAGGAAAAGAUCAAGUUGCUCAAGACGGAAAAGUACACCGCCAUGACCAACUUGCAAUGGGACCCCUCGGGUCGUUUGUUGGCCGCGUGGUCGUCGGCGUGGAUCCACGCCAUCGACAACGGGUACCACUUGUACGAAUUUACUGGUAACCAAGUGCGCGACCAGACGGUGGAACAAUUCAAGGAGUUCAUCUGGCGUCCCCGCCCGGCGUCGUUGUUAUCGGCCAACGACCGCAAGAAGGUCAGAACCAACCUCCGCGAAUACCUGGCUCAAUUCGACGAAUUGGACGCCAUGGAAGCCGAUGCCGCCGUGCGCGAGGCGAUCCUAGCCCGCAGAAAGGCGUUGGAGAAGUGGAGAGAAUACCGGUCGAAGUACGCCCACAACGAAGAGGCCCACUCCGACGUCCAGGUCGAAACCAUCGAGGAGAUCAAGGAGGAGAUCAUCGAGGAAAAGGAAGAAGUCAUCGAGUAA